AGCGAGCGAUCGAUCAGUCGCGUUGUGAACCUGAAAACGUCGAGAUGAAAUCGCUGGUGGUGUGCUCUUUGCUAGGAUUGCUGCUCCUGAUGGCCGCAAAUGAGGUGCGGGCCGAGUGCGACGAGGCCAAGGCGCCCGAGGACAGCGACUUCAAGCACUUCUUCAAGAACCUGGGCUGCAAGGUCAACCAGGGGGCCAAGGAUGUGGCGGAGGCGGCCAAGCCCUACGCCGACAAGAUCGGCGAGGGCGCCAAGGAGUUUGGCAGCUCGGUGGCCCAGAAGUACGACGAGCUGAAGCACAAACUCACCGAUGAGGCCUCCACCACCCCCAAGGUGCCCGUGAUCUACGACGGGCCCACCGAGAAGGUCCUUUUGGCCCCCAUCGGAGGACCCAGCUCCCCGGCUCCAUAAGAAAACUCCCACAACUGGAGGACUUUGUUGCAUAAGCUUUCUUUGUUUUUUACUUUUUUUUCUUGUGAUCUUUACAAAUAAAAAGCUAAAUCAAGUGAUGUGGAA
Molecule: messenger RNA, 515 nt
Organism: Drosophila elegans
Lineage: Eukaryota; Metazoa; Arthropoda; Insecta; Diptera; Drosophilidae
Exons: 2
Coding region: 45-410 (121 amino acids)
Source: RefSeq, a predicted model, not a curated record